Molecule: messenger RNA, 1295 nt
Organism: Pelodiscus sinensis (Chinese soft-shelled turtle)
Lineage: Eukaryota; Metazoa; Chordata; Testudines; Trionychidae
Source: RefSeq, a predicted model, not a curated record
GAGCCGAGUGGCUGGGAGAAGAGGAGGCAGGGACGGAGGAUCUCUGCUUUGUGGAGAGGUACCAUUGCUCCUCACGAACGCUCUGCAGAACAUCUCAGUCCCCUCUGGGAAAACGGCAUCUAGAUUGCACCGGGAUGGGGCAGCGCGAUCGCAAGGGGCCGGACUGAGCCCCCCACAGCCCGGCAGCAUCCGGCCUCCACCGCCGCCCUCAGGACUCAACCACCCACAGAGGGAGACGGAGCCAUGUUCCAGGCCAAGGGACCCGCCAGCACCACCCCCACUCACGAGGCAAUGAGCAAUUCUGGAAGCAGCACGGUGCAACGUUCCAAGUCGUUCAGCCUGAAGGCCCAGGUGAAGGAGAUGUGCGCUGCCUGCCAAAAGCCCGUCUACCCCAUGGAGCGGCUGGUGGCCGAUAAAUUUGUCUUCCACAACGCCUGCUUCUGCUGCAAGCACUGCCAUGCCAAGCUCAGCCUGGGCAGCUACGCCGCGCUGCACGGCGAGUUCUACUGCAAGCCCCACUUCCAGCAGCUCUUCAAGAGCAAAGGCAACUACGAUGAGGGCUUCGGGCGCAAGCAGCACAAGGAGCUCUGGGUGCACAAGGAGGUGGAGAGCGGGACCAAGUCGGCAUGAGGGGGGGGUGGGCCCUUCCCACCUCUCCCUCCUCCCCCCCGCUCCCAACCCAGCAGGAGACAGCGACGAGCUGAACCGAGGGCUGGCUGAGCUGAUGUAGAGCAAAGACGACCUGCCGGCGCUGCGGGGCAGCAAAGCACAGGGCCCAGUGGGGACGGGUGGAGGGGCCUACCUGACCUGGGCAUAAGAUGCUCGGGGGGGACAGAGGGUCAGGACUGGCCCAGGCCUACAUGGGGGGGGUCUGCUAACAUCUAUAGGGGCCCCCUUGCAGAAAUGGGGGCAGAACCACUGGCUCCCAGGGGGCAAAGCGCCCGCCCACCCUUUAACUCCGGACCCCAGUCACGUGUCCCAGGAGGGCCGGCUACCCGAAGUGGGCAGCUGGGGUCCACGGAGCCACGUUGGCAGCUCCUUCUCCUCCCAUCCCGCCAACUGAUGCUGGGGUGGGGAGGGGGACUCGCUCUUUGGUCUGCAGCAGCUCAGGGCAGCUGGGAUGGUUCAGCCUUCCCGCCCUUGCCCCGUGACCGUUUAACGUUGUCUGUCUGGUUUUUCUAUUUGCCUUUUGAUUGGUACGUUCCGCGCCAGAGCCCAAGCGGGCGGCUUUGUGCCCCAGGCUGCGCCCAUGCGCUGUUUUGGAUUAUUUUUGUAAUACAAGGUUUCUGAGCCUG